Molecule: messenger RNA, 783 nt
Organism: Spizellomyces punctatus DAOM BR117
Lineage: Eukaryota; Fungi; Chytridiomycota; Chytridiomycetes; Spizellomycetales; Spizellomycetaceae
Exons: 4
Coding region: 35-646 (203 amino acids)
Biological process (GO): spermatid development; axoneme assembly
Cellular component (GO): motile cilium; nucleus
Source: RefSeq, a predicted model, not a curated record
AAGACUACCUCAUUUUGAAGCUUUUUCAGACGCCAUGUCAGACGCAGGAAGCGAGGCAGAAUAUCAGGAGGAAGGGCCUAGCAUUGGGAUCUAUGAAGGAGAGAGGAACGAAAACAAAGAGCGCCACGGCAGAGGGAAGAACAUCUUUCCCAAUGGGGACAUAUACGAAGGCACAUACUUAAAUGGUGCCCGCAACGGGUUUGGUGUCUACAAGUGGAAGAAAACUAGAGCCCGAUAUUCUGGUGAAUACAAGGACAAUCUUCGGGAUGGACAGGGAGAUUUCGUAUAUCCUGACGGAUCUAAAUACAGAGGUCAAUUCAAGGAGGGCAAACGACAUGGACAAGGAACCUAUGUGUAUGUGAAUGGAGAUACAUAUAUUGGCGAAUGGGAGAACGAUAAGAAACACGGCAAAGGCGCAUAUACAAUCAUAGCAAAUGGAAGCAAGAUGGAGGGUGAUUGGAAGGAUGGUUUACUGAAAGGGACUGGCAAAGUGAUCCAUGCCGAUCACAUUCUGAAAGCUACAUUUAUCCAGGGACAGCCGGAGUUACCGGCUAGUAUUACUUUUAAAUCAACUGGAUACACUAUCCCCGUUACUGAUAAAGGGUUAUUGGGACAGCGAGCGGUUAUGGCGGGUGGGGAUGAAUAGGGCCUUCUUGUAAAUGUUUGGAUUCCAAGAUCAGCAAUAGUAUGAUGACAUGUUAGGGUCAUUAGUACCUCAAUCAAGAAAGUCGUCUGGAAUAAGCAUAUUCCGCAUGUGUUCUUAUUAUAGUAUCUAAAUUUCAC